AUGAAAGAGAAACUUAGAAUGUUAACUACGGUGGAAACCUUACCCUUGGAGACAACAGCCAGUUUUAAUAAGAUGCUCGACAAUUACAUAGACUGUUUUGACUGGGAUGGAAAAAACCCAGGGAGAACAAAACUGAUCCAACACCACAUAGAUACAGGUAACGCCCCACCGUGUAGACAACCUGCACGGCGAGUACCUGCACAUUAUCAGAAAGAGCUGAAUAAGUUAGUGGAUGAACUGUUAGAGAAGAAUGUCAUCAAACCAUCUGUAUCCCCAUGGGCUCCCCCAGUAGUGUUAGUUAAGAAAUCGAAUGGAACACUUCGGUUGUGUGUGGAUUAUCGUAAGUUGAAUCAAGUAACUAGGCGAGACUGUUUCCCCUUACCACGUAUAGACGACACAUUUGAUGCCCUAGGGGGAUCGAAUUGGUUUACUACCUUAGAUCUAGCUUCUGGAUAUUGGCAAGUAGAAGUACACCCAGAAGAUAGACAAAAAACAGCAUUUAUUGUACAAUCAGGUCUGUAUGAAUAUGAAACGAUGCCAUUUGGUCUGGUGAAUGCUCCAGCGACAUUUCAACGUCUCAUGCAGACGGUCCUUAGCGAUUGUAUACCAGGUAAGUGUUUGGUAUAUUUAGACGAUAUUAUCAUACAUAGCAAGACAGUGAAUGAACAUUUAAGUGACAUUGCUAAAGUCUUGAGUCUUCGUUCUUACUAG
This is a messenger RNA of Trichobilharzia szidati, 711 nucleotides long. NCBI's taxonomy places the organism in Eukaryota, Metazoa, Platyhelminthes, Trematoda, Strigeidida, Schistosomatidae. The record is from the annotation of a GenBank genome assembly.